Messenger RNA from Rhopalosiphum padi (bird cherry-oat aphid), 788 nucleotides. RefSeq names its product histone H1A, sperm-like. NCBI's taxonomy places the organism in Eukaryota, Metazoa, Arthropoda, Insecta, Hemiptera, Aphididae. The transcript has a single exon. Gene Ontology annotation, molecular function: nucleosomal DNA binding; double-stranded DNA binding; structural constituent of chromatin. The record is from RefSeq and is a predicted model, not a curated record. Bases 131 to 766 code for a protein of 211 amino acids. Gene Ontology annotation, cellular component: nucleosome; nucleus. Gene Ontology annotation, biological process: negative regulation of DNA recombination; nucleosome assembly; chromosome condensation.
UGACGCGAAUCACGACGGUUUACUAGUCGGUACGGUACAGUAUAUAUAUUUACAAACCGUUUCGUUGCUCAGCGUUACAUUCAACAGUAAAUUUUCGAGUCGGUUUUCUACGUUCAAAAUCAACUCUAUCAUGACAGAAACGGUCGUUCCCGCCUCUCCGGCACCAGUCACUGCGUCGCCAGCCGCGAAAAAGUCUCCGGCCAAGAAGAAGACUGCUGCUGCUGCUUCAAAGGCAAAGAAGCCCGCUGCGUCUCACCCGACCACCUCCGUGAUGGUGAAGUCUGCCAUCAAAGAACUCAAGGAGAAGAAAGGAUCUUCUUUGCCGGCUAUCAAGAAAUACUUGGCUGCCAACUACAAAGUCGAUCCCGCCAAGCUGGCGCCGUUCAUCAGGAAGUUUUUGAAAGCCGCCGUAGCGAACGGUACCGUCGUUCAGACCAAGGGCACCGGCGCUUCUGGACAUUUCAAACUGCCGGUUGCCGAGGUUAAACCAAAAAAGGCGGCCGUAGUCAAGAAGAAGAAACCGGUGGCCAAAAAAGUCAAAGCCCCUGGUGCCGUGAAGAGGAAAUCGACGUCUGCCAAGAAAGUGAAACCAGCUUCUGGCGAACCGGCGGCUAAAAAAUCCAAGAAAGCGGCCGUCGCUGCUAAACCUAAGAAGGCUACCAAACCGAAGAAAUCUCCGGUCAAAGCGAAAAAACCUGCUGGCGCUGUCAAACCCAAAGCGAAGAAGACUCCAACCAAGAAAACAGCAGCUCCCAAGAAGAAGUAAACUGAACGAUCACUACUUCUCU